This is a messenger RNA of Sus scrofa (pig), 2115 nucleotides long. It is a transcript of the gene CPE, whose product is annotated as carboxypeptidase E. Gene Ontology annotation, molecular function: zinc ion binding; metallocarboxypeptidase activity. The record is from RefSeq and is marked provisional. Gene Ontology annotation, biological process: peptide metabolic process; protein processing. Lineage: Eukaryota; Metazoa; Chordata; Mammalia; Artiodactyla; Suidae.
GCGAUGGCCGGGCGAAGGGGCCGUGUGUUGCUGGCGCUGUGCGGGGCGCUGGUCGCUUGCGCGUGGCUGCUGGGCGCCGAGGCCGGGGGAGUCGGGGGCACCGCAGCCGGCGCAAGACGGCGCCGGCGGCCGCAGGAAGACGGCAUCCCCUUCGAGUACCACCGCUAUCCCGAGCUGCGCGAGGCGCUGGUGUCCGUUUGGCUGCAGUGCGCCGCGGUCAGCAGGAUAUACACAGUGGGGCGCAGCUUCGAGGGCCGCGAGCUGUUGGUGCUUGAGCUGUCCGACAGCCCCGGCGUCCACGAGCCGGGUGAGCCUGAGUUUAAAUACAUUGGGAAUAUGCAUGGCAACGAGGCUGUUGGACGGGAACUGCUCAUUUUCCUGGCCCAGUACCUGUGCAAUGAAUACCAAAAGGGGAAUGAGACCAUUGUCCAGCUGAUCCACAAUACCCGGAUCCACAUCAUGCCUUCCCUCAACCCCGAUGGCUUUGAGAAGGCAGCAUCUCAGCCUGGUGAGCUCAAGGACUGGUUUGUGGGUCGAAGCAAUGCCCAGGGAAUAGAUCUGAACCGGAACUUUCCUGACCUGGACAGGAUAGUUUAUGUCAAUGAGAAGGAAGGUGGUCCAAAUAAUCAUCUGCUGAAAAAUCUGAAGAAAAUUGUGGAUCAAAACACAAAGCUUGCUCCUGAGACCAAGGCUGUCAUUCAUUGGAUUAUGGAUAUUCCUUUUGUGCUCUCGGCUAACCUCCAUGGAGGAGACCUGGUAGCCAAUUACCCUUAUGAUGAGACUCGGAGUGGGAGUGCUCAUGAAUACAGCUCCUGCCCAGACGACGAUAUCUUCCAAAGCUUGGCCCGGGCAUACUCAUCCUUCAACCCGCCCAUGUCAGACCCAGAUCGGCCUCCCUGCCGCAAGAACGACGAUGACAGCAGCUUCGUGGAGGGAACCACCAACGGCGCUGCGUGGUACAGCGUGCCCGGAGGAAUGCAAGACUUCAAUUACCUCAGCAGCAACUGCUUUGAGAUUACUGUGGAGCUUAGUUGUGAAAAGUUUCCACCUGAAGAGACUUUGAAGAGCUACUGGGAGGAUAACAAAAACUCCCUCAUUAGCUACAUCCAGCAGAUACACCGAGGAGUUAAAGGCUUUGUCCGAGACCUUCAAGGUAAUCCGAUUGCCAAUGCAACCAUCUCCGUGGAAGGAAUAGAUCAUGAUGUCACAUCUGCAAAGGAUGGUGAUUACUGGAGACUGCUUGUACCUGGAAACUAUAAACUUACAGCCUCAGCACCUGGCUAUCUGGCAAGAACAAAGAAAGUAGCUGUUCCCUAUAGCCCUGCUGUUAAGGUUGAUUUUGAGCUAGAGUCAUUUUCUGAAAGGAAACAGGAGGAGAAAGAAGAAUUGAUGGAAUGGUGGAAGAUGAUGUCAGAAACUUUAAAUUUUUAAAAAGGCUUCAAAUUAGCUGCUUUUAAUCUAUAUAAUGUAGUAUGGUGUAAUGUGGCCAUUUUCUUUUAGAUUUUGUGCAGUUAAUAUGUAACAUUGAUUUAUUUUUAACCAUUUAAAUAUUAAUAGACAUUACUUAAAAUAGACUCUUAGGCGAAAAUACAAGAACUUGGUCUAUAACAUUCAUUUUCCUCCAUAUAUCACAGGAGGACCGUAAAAGAGAUUUAAAUGAUUUUGCCAUUUUAGGCUUAGAUGCAAUAUUCCACAUGUUAUUUACAGUAUAGAACUUUUUGAGUAACUCUAGCUUUUAAAAAUUAGUGAGUUCUUCUAAUGUAAUUGGUGAUAAUGUCACAUAAUGAAUGCCAUCAGAAGGGUCAACAGCUACAGCUUGAGUUGUGAGCACUAUACUGCAAGACUUAAUAGUCCUGUGUAAAUUGUCAUUUGUCUCUUGUGCUGACUAGCUAUAUAAGCAUGAUCUUGUUAAUGCAUUAUUGAUGGGAAGAAAAUGUAAAUGUUUAGCAAGACGUUUUAUGAAAGGAAUGGAAGUUGACUUCUUGCUUGCACACAUUGGGGCAAUGCUGUUUGUUAUAUUAUUCAGUCUGCUAACACUACUUCAAAGUGUAGGGUUUCUCUUAGUUGUAGAUUGUCCCAGAAUUGCAUUCUGAAUGAAUAAAUCUUUAAAAAGGU